CAGGAGUUAGUAUCCGAUUCCGACUCCAGACCCAGUCCAGUCCAGUCGGUCUUCAACACUAGACGAGUGCAGAUGUGGCACGGAGUUCUUGAAAAACAACUCUUUAAAAGCAAAACUGGUCGAAAUAAAAUACUAGACUGGGCAGCUGUUAACUGCAGUAAGUGAGUACUGGAUAAAGUACUUUAAGGACUUAUUUCCAGUAAAAAACCUGAAAAGUUUUCAAGUUUUAUUAAAAAAUAGAAAAGUGAUUGAAAACUGUAGAAUAAGAAAGGGAAACGACGAGUUUUAACCAUGACGUGAAAAUAUGCAUUAUUACGCGUCCUGAGCAGAACAGUAAAGCGAUGGCGCCUCCUGAGAUUCUAACAAGACGAUGGAGGAAACUGAAGAAACGUUGUAGCUUCUCCGCUAGUGAUAGACUAGUCCGGAGUAAAUCCUUUACGGAGCAGGACGUAUUGAAGGGAGAGCAGACUCUCUCCAGGACGGAGCAGGAGGAGAGAGAUAAGUAUCUCACGGUUGGAUCUAGAGAUGUAAACAAGUUCCAGGGAAUUAGGGAGAAGAUUUCCCAGUGGAACAAUGACUUUAAAAAGAGAAGAUCAACAGAAAACCUUAAUUUACAAUCACGCGUAGAGCAGGGUUCAGAGUUAAGUAAAUUUAAUCAUGAGGAGCGUGAAGAUUCUAUGUUCGUUCUUGCAUGCCCGGAGCAGGGUUAUGUGAAGAGUGCAUUAGUAAUCAGUUCCAACACCAAAGAGAGUAGAAUAUCUCCCAGAAAUUCAACUCCUAAGAAACCAGGAUUACCAGGUGUACGGAGAGAACGACAAGAUAGUUCUCCUUGGUCCACACCCAGUCCCAGCCCACCAGCAAGUGAUGAUUCAAGUGAUUUUAGUCACGAAAACCAAAGAACUGACUCCUACACCUCCCACUCUGCCCUGUAUCAGGACCAGGACUCGGGAUAUGACGGUUUCUGUCCGGAAAAAUCAAUUUACUCCACAGGUUCAUCAGAAACAAGUUCUCUCUUAUCCUCUGAAGGGUUGGAACACUCUCCGGGUACACAUUUCUCCGAUCCUUUCUCUAAAUCCCGACCUCGACCAAGACCCUCUCCGAUUUAUGAGAAACAUGGAGACUACGGGAUGAGAGAUCAGUCUGUUGGUCACUACGGGACAAUCACUCCUCGGGCUAAAAUUGCUCAGGCCACUGUCAUAAACCUAGUCAAGACAAGGAGUUUAUCUCCAGAGUCUCCCCCACCCCUUCCGCCCCGCCCCUCCCUUCUUGAUUGUCCCUCCUCCCUUCCUCCCCUCCCCAACCCGAAACCUAGAACCCGUCAGAUAUUACAUGGCGCGGUAUCUCUUCCAAGAAAGAGAACUGAUUUCCAGGAUAGAGCGAGGCGAAGAGAAAGCUAUCAUGACUCCGAGCACACGAAUACUAGGAAUGAUGAUCUGAUUCUUGAACCUGAAGAAAAGGGUGUAGAGGGUUCCAGGUUCUGUACUCUACCCCGACAGAAGAAGAACCAAAGUUACAGUAUCAAGAAUAUCAGUUUUGAGAAAGGUCCUGGAAACCGGAGCCUAGGGUUUACUGUUGUCGGAGGGAAGGAUUCUCCGAAGGGUUCCAUUGGAAUCUAUGUCAAGAGUAUAUUUCCCAACGGACAAGCCAAUGGAUUAUUAAGAGAAGGAGAUGAAAUCUUCUCAGUUAAUGGUCGGUCAGUGGCAGGACUCACUCAUCAGGAAGCUAUUCAUAUCUUCAAGGAGAUCAAAAUUGGAACCAUACAAGUAACCAUCGGGAGAAGAGAACCAAAGAAGAUCAUUAAAAUCAGUGAGAAUCUGUAAAGUGUGUUCUAAAGGUACCCUGAUAUAAGGAGAGAUUAACCACUGCAAGAAUGCAGAAAUUCAUCCGACAACCAAGUUAUUAGUUUAAGGUUUAAGACAAUGCAGGACUAAUUUGUUAGAACUAGAGAACAUAAGAUCCAGUCAAGGAUAUUUAUGAGAGAAACUGAGUUUGGAGCUCAGAGUAUAAAAUCCAUAUGGCUGGAGAACACAUGUGGAUACCUGGGAUGCUUGUGUCGUGGGAACUAUGCUCCGGGUCUCACAGCUUCCCAGCUCCGGAAUCUUGAAACCCUAGAUCUCCGGUUCCCAAGAGAAACAAAUAUUUCCCAUGCGUCCUGACUUAAACCCUGUCCUUUCCCCGGCUGUGAUAAAAGAUAAAUGAUUAAAUGUUUGUGGCAUUUUACAAUUAAAUCAUGAAAUAUAGUUAAACUAAAAUUC
This is a messenger RNA of Eurytemora carolleeae, 2255 nucleotides long. RefSeq lists its product as uncharacterized. NCBI's taxonomy places the organism in Eukaryota, Metazoa, Arthropoda, Copepoda, Calanoida, Temoridae. The coding region runs from base 342 to 1820 and encodes 492 amino acids. The transcript has 4 exons. Gene Ontology annotation, molecular function: protein binding. The record is from RefSeq and is a predicted model, not a curated record.